Messenger RNA from Balaenoptera acutorostrata (minke whale), 1069 nucleotides. It is a transcript of the gene MRPL22, whose product is annotated as mitochondrial ribosomal protein L22. The record is from RefSeq and is a predicted model, not a curated record. Lineage: Eukaryota; Metazoa; Chordata; Mammalia; Artiodactyla; Balaenopteridae. Gene Ontology annotation, biological process: translation; ribosome assembly. The transcript has 8 exons. The coding region runs from base 352 to 984 and encodes 210 amino acids. Gene Ontology annotation, cellular component: ribosome; mitochondrial large ribosomal subunit. Gene Ontology annotation, molecular function: structural constituent of ribosome.
UCAGCCACAGCGUGGUGAACAGCCAACCUUGGAGACCGGGACACGACUCAGUUUAGAUGACCACCAUUUGUGAGGUGAGGCUUCGCAGUUUUUCUGGAUCCCGACGAAUUUUCGGAAACUCGCUAGUCUUUGACCUUUGCUAAGUAAUUCAUUCCCAAGUAAGGCUGGUCUGACCACACCGGCGCUGGUCUGACCAAGCGCCGGCCGCGUGUUCACGGUCUCCAUGACAACACCUCGGGUGUCUGUGCGGCUUGGUCUCGCGAUAAGACGGGUUUAAAUCCGGAGAAUUGCGCAUGCGUUUUGCCCACACGGCAUCUGAACUCGGAGGCUUCCGUAGAGGGAGGGAGCAAGAUGGCGGCGGCAAUACUGGGUCGUUUGGGUGCGUUAUGGAUGCAGAAUCUGAGGAGGAAGCUGGCCUUGGGGCUUUUUUCAUCUCACAGCGUUUUACCCCAAUCACAUAUUCACACAAGUGCUUCUCUUGAAAUAUCUCGAAAAUGGGAGAAGAAGAAUAAAAUUGUUUAUCCUCCACAACUGCCUGGAGAACCUCGGAGGCCAGCUGAAAUCUACCAUUGUCGAAGACAAAUAAAGUACAGCAAAGACAAGAUGUGGUAUUUGGCAAAAUUGAUACGAGGAAUGUCCAUUGACCAGGCUCUGGCUCAGUUGGAAUUCAGUGACAAAAAAGGGGCCCAGAUAAUUAAAGAGGUUCUCUUAGAAGCACAAGAUAUGGCAGUGAGAGACCACAAUGUGGAAUUCAGAUCCAAUUUAUAUAUAGCUGAGUCCACCUCAGGGCGAGGCCAGUACCUGAAACGCAUCCGAUACCAUGGCAGAGGUCGCUUUGGGAUUAUGGAGAAGGUUUUUUGCCAUUAUUUUGUGAAGUUGGUGGAAGGCCCUCCACCUCCACCUGAGGCACCAAAGACAGCAAUCGCCCACGCCAAAGAGUAUAUCCAGGAGCUUCGCAACCGGACCAUCAUUCACACUCUAUGAUGGGGGUAUUAAGGCUCCACAGUGUAUAUAUUUUACCAUUUAUUUCCUAAAACCAACAAAAAUUAAAGACAGAUGCUUUUUAUGA